Lytechinus pictus (painted urchin) is the source of this 4704-nucleotide messenger RNA. RefSeq names its product mucin-2-like. The transcript has 9 exons. NCBI's taxonomy places the organism in Eukaryota, Metazoa, Echinodermata, Echinoidea, Temnopleuroida, Toxopneustidae. The record is from RefSeq and is a predicted model, not a curated record. The coding region runs from base 338 to 2347 and encodes 669 amino acids.
GUUUUCAACAAUAAUAAAUCGUAACUCUGUAAAGAAUUGUUAUGGUAGACUGGCGCUGAAUAAAUUCUUGUCCAUUUCCUCAUAAGGUUUCGUUAGCUACCUGUUGCAGCAAUUUAAAUCAUUGACUUGUUUCAAGGAGGAAGCUGAAUUCAUCUUCUCAUUAUGGGAUCACAUGUUUCUGAGAUCAAUGGCAGUUUCUGAAGUUUAUUUUUCUACUGUCUUCUUCCCUUUAUCAGUAAUCCAAUAUCUCACUUUCAAGCAGGUUUAACACUAAGAGGUUGAUUAGCAUGAUUCUGCCAACACAAUAUUCGUAGUAGAUUGAGGAAAGUCCACCACCAUGGUUAGCUGCCGGAUUGCAAGGCGGGUGGCUGUCCUAGUUUUAAUCGUAUCAUAUUCUUCGUUGGAUGUUGCGGCAACAACCACAACUGACAUGCCUACAAAUGGUACUAACACUACUGUCGACACAACAGAGACUAUGUCUCCUAGCCCAACGUCUGGCAUGGAGUCUUCAUCCACAGACUCCUCGACAACAUCUACCCAAAUCAUGACAACAUCGAAUACCACUGACGCUGGGUCCUUCACAACAUAUAACGCAACGGAUACCACUACCACAUAUACCACCACUACCACAGAUUCAGGGAGUUCUACAACAGAUGGUACCAUGAAUGAUACAACUCCUACAUCAACCACUGACGCAGAGUUCACCGCAACAAAUAACGCAACGGAUUCCGAUACCACCGCUACCACAGAUUCAGGGAGUUCUACAACAGGUGUUACCAUGAAUGUCACAAACCUUACUACCAUCAUGACCACAAUAAACAGUAAUACUACAGAACCCGACAAUACAACAUCCCCCACCAUGGCCACAGUGGACAUGAAUGCUACCACGAUGUUGCCAUCAACAACUGAAUCUGAUACUGGUUCGCCAACUUCUUCGAGUGGAUUGGGCUCAACAACGAUGAAUUCAACAACAUCGAUGGUUACUGCCGAUAAUUCAACGACUACUGACCCGGUGUCCGCAACGAUGUCGAAUACUACAGAGAAUGUGACGUCAUCGUCCAUGGUCUUUACAACAGACAAUACCUCAUCAUCGACGACAUUGCCAACAACCAUGUUCAAUGUCUCGGACAAUGCAACGAUAUCUACGACUUCGACGAUAACAGUGUCCGAUACGACAAGUGACGCUGAAAACACUUCGAUGAUGAUAUCGACAGAAGGGCAGAUGAUAACAAAUGACUCAGAUAUCAUUUCGUCACCACCAACAGUGUCAACGACUGAGCCUAAUAUAAGUUCAACGAAAUCGCCAGGAGGUCCUUUGAGUCUAGGUGCUAUCAUAGGUAUAUCGGUCGGCGGUGCCGUGCUUCUUCUAAUACUACUGAUUGCAAUUAUCUGCGUGUGCUGCAAAGGACCCGCCAAAGAUCAGGUACCAACCUUUAAAGAAGUCCACAGUGAAACCAGCGCAUCGAUACCUCUUGGCCACCUCAAUGACGGAGUGGACAGUCCCGGGAAUGGUGAUAUAGGCAUUGAUAGACCGUCCUCUAUCGAGUUCACGGACGAACUCGAUAAAGAAAAGGAGAAGAAGUCUCUGGAAAAGGAACAACAGAAGUCUGGGACAACAACAGCGAACAAAGAUGAUAGCGCCCCCAUCGACAAGAACGAAGAUGAGAUUGAGAAACAGGAACAUGGCACAGAGGAACACAAAGCCAAAGACGAGUUGGGUGAUGCUAAUGCUAAGAAGGAUCCUGAUCAGAAGGAUGAAACAGUAAAUGCACUCUCAAAUGAACCGACACAACUGGAUCCAUCUGGGCCAGUGCCAUCACACACACCACAAGGUGAUACUGCACCUACCGAUUGGUCCAGUGACAGCACGCUUGAGCCUACACCAAAGUCUACAGCCAAGUCUGUUCCAGUGGCAGACUUGGCUACCAACGACCGUGCCACGAAGGCGGUGGACCACGCUGAUGGAGACCAGGAACAGAUGGCAGACCAAAAGGACUUACCUGUCCCAGCGAAAAGGAUAUCUCUAGAGUCCGGACAGACUGAACCAGCCGAUAACCAGGAUCCCAAACAAGGCGACGAUGCUAAAGCUAAGCCAAAGCCUAAGCCAAAACCGAAGCCAAAGCCCGAACCUAUCACCAUGAUCACCGUCCCUGAUGGGAAUUCGACAUCUGAGAAGGGUGACGAGGGCGAUGUGGACAAGGAAGACGAACAAGGAACGUCUCCAAGCAAUGAUGCUCCAGCACCGGCGUACAGACCAGCUGUAUCACCAAGAAAGAAGAACGUGCUCCCUCCACAGAACUCGGCAGCAGGAUUGCUAGCUAACAUCUUAAAACCAAAGUCACCUUGACCUAGGGUCACGACCUAUGAACUUCACCACUUCGUAUGGUUCUAGUAGUACUUUGUUUGGGAGAUAUAUAUGAUGGGCAGUACUCAUCUUUGAUUAGAAAAUCAUUCACUGUAUCACUGCAUGGAUAUUAUAACCACUCUAGAACACACACGACUGAUCGUACCAUAUUAGCAAAUUAGAAUUCCGAAAUCAUUUUAAUUAUUUCUCGGUGGAGUGCCUUUGCUUCUAAUCAGUCCAGUCUGUCAUGUCGGUGGUUUCAUUCGAUUUUGGACUCACAAGAUAAAUGAGACGUGAGACAAGCAGUUUUAUAACUGAACCUGACUACCCUCUACCUUAUUUAUCAUUUGUAAUGAAUAAUACAUGUAUAAAUAAAUAAGGCGCAAAUAUAGCCCACCGAUAUUUUCAAGCAUGCAUUUCCUCACAGGUUUCGAGGUCGGUCUAUACUCUAUACCAUGUCUACAUGUACAUGAUGUAUAGGCCUAUAUGGAGAGCCCUAUAUGACUUGUUUUGAUUUUGUUUUUUUUGCCAAUUUUCCCACAAAUUAUUGACUUGUUCCCUCGACUGUAGGGCGUUCCCAUAACUUAUUUACUCGUUCCCACGACUUAUAAAACCAUAUAACUCAUUCCCUCGACUCGAAAUGUCUCUCGGGGAAACGGGUUAUCAAGUAGGGAGAACAAGUCAUAAGUCGAGUGAACGAUAUACAAGUCAUGGGAAGUAGUGAGGAAUUAGGAAUGGAAGCGGGUUAUUGAGUUGAUGGAACAAGUUAGAAGUCGAGGGAACUAGUAUAUAAAUCAUAGGAGCGAGUAAGGAAAAAAAGGAAAACAUAUCACGUCACCUUAGAGGCUAACGACAACCAGUAAAAUGGGAUGAGUGCGGAUAAUAAUCGUUGGAAAAGCGUCGUCAGUUUCUUUCUCAUAAAAGUAAAGUCGCCGAUCAUAGGGGAAAGUACCUUUCGUGGAUUUUUACUACUUUUUAUUAAAGUUCAAGUCCACCCCAACAAAAAGUUGAUUUGAAUAUAAAAAGAGAAAAAUCCAACAAGCAUAACACUGAAAAUUUCAUCUAAAUCGGAUGUAAAAUAAGAAAGUUAUGACAUUUUGAAGUUUCGCUUAAUUUCACAAAACAGUAAUAUGCACAUCCUGGUCUGUAUGCAAAUAAGGAGACUGAUGACGUCAUCCACUCACUAUUUCUUUUGUAUUUUAUUAUAGGAAAUAUGAAAUAUUCUCAUUUUCUCCUCAUUGUAAAGUGAUACGACGAAUAAUUCCUCCCUGAACAUGUGGGAUUAGCAUUGUUUAAUACUAUAUGGUUCAGUCAAGUUGAUCCUUAUUGUCAAAUCUAUAAAAAAUGAAAUAUUGUAUAAUUCAAACAAUAAAAAACAAAAGAAAUAGUGAGUGAUGGACAUCAUCGACUGACUCACCUAGUUGUGCAUAUCACGGUUUUGUGAAAAAUAAGCAAAACUUUAAAAUGUCAUAACUUUCUUAUUUUACAUCCAAUUUUGAUGAAAUUUUCAGCACUAUGCUAGUUUGAUUUUUCUUUAUUUAUUCAAGUCAGCAUUUUACUGGGGUGGACUUGACCUUUAAGCAUGUUAAGAAUUUACCCCUAUUCUUUCCAGAAUGGGUUUCAUUGAGGAAAAUGAAUGUUAUCUAUUUAACUAAUUUAAGGAAGGUUCCCUGUUUAAAUAUACGAUGUCUGUUGACCUUAUUUCAUAUUGCCUAUUGUAUGAUUCGUUGCAUUAUACAAGAUGAUCAGGUGGAGGGAAUAUCUUUCAAACUGUUUGAAGAUUUCUGUUAGCUAUUUGGUUCGCAUUUCUUCCAUGAACUGAUGAACCGUUUACCCAGUAUCUUUCGCAGUGACCAACAUGACAGCUUUAAAAUCAUCAAUGUAUUUAUGUACACAUUUUGAUUACAUGCUCUUUGUUAUAGUCCCCUUCCUCCUCCUUCUUCUUCUUUUCCUCCUUCUUCUUCUUCGUCUUCUUCUUAUUCUUCUUCUUUUUCUUCUUCUUCUUCUUCUUCUUCCUCUUCCUCUUCUUCUUCUUCUCCUCCUCCUCCUUCUUCUUCUUCUUUUUCUUCUUCUUCUUCUUCAUCAUCUUCUUAAAAAAAAAAAUUUUAAAGGCUCUUUUAGUGAGACAUUUCUUUCAGCAGGGAUGAAACGCAGCGUCUUACAGUUUUAUAUUUGAGAUUUCCCGCAUUUUUUUUGGUUGCUGAAAUUAGAUAAUUUGAAAGCAAAUAUUGUUGAACUUAAUAAUGCCGUUCAAAUGCUAGUUAAAAUGCUUGUGAAUUGUACCCUAAAUUGUAUCAAUAUUAUAAUAUAUGCGUUGACAUAAUAAUAAAACUAAUGCAAUAUGUUAAUGCGGAUAAAUC